Molecule: messenger RNA, 3917 nt
Organism: Mesocricetus auratus (golden hamster)
Lineage: Eukaryota; Metazoa; Chordata; Mammalia; Rodentia; Cricetidae
Gene: Phf19
Product: PHD finger protein 19
Exons: 15
Coding region: 203-1945 (580 amino acids)
Biological process (GO): chromatin organization; regulation of DNA-templated transcription
Cellular component (GO): nucleus
Molecular function (GO): DNA binding; chromatin binding
Source: RefSeq, a predicted model, not a curated record
CCCGGCCUGCCCCCAGAAGCUCAGCGGGGGAGGAAAUGUCAGUUUGUGAACCUGCCGAGGCCGGUCCGCUCCAGGCCGGAGCAAGCAGGGACCUCCCAACGCCCCAGGAGCCAAGCGCUGGUGAAGAGGGCAAGAGUUCUGACUCCAGCCUGUACCUGGUGCCUGCGCCUCUGCCCUGGAGUAGGAGUGUCACCAGAAGCUGAUGGAUACACAAGCUCUAGACCCAGGGACUGGGGGAGCCUAUGGUGCCACCAGCCACCUCCCCAACAAGGGGACCAUGUCUAAGGCCAAAAAGAACUUCAGAGACUUGAUGUCCAAGUUGACAGAAGGACAGUAUGUGCUGUGCCGGUGGACAGACGGGCUGUACUACCUCGGCAAGAUCAAGAGGGUCAGCAGUCCUAAGCAAAGCUGCCUUGUGACUUUUGAAGAUAAUUCCAAAUACUGGGUCCUGUGGAAGGACAUACAGCACGCCGGUGUUCCUGGAGAGGAGCCCAAGUGUGACAUCUGCCUAGGGAAGACAUCAGGGCCGAUGAACGAGAUCCUCAUCUGUGGCAAGUGUGGCUUGGGCUACCACCAGCAGUGCCACAUCCCCAUGGCAGGCAGCGCCAACCGCCCCCUCCUCUCUCCGUGGUUCUGCCGACGCUGCAUCUUCGCACUGGCUGUGAGGAAAGGCGGUGCUCUGAAGAAAGGCGCCAUCGCCAGGACGCUGCAGGCUGUGAAGAUGGUGCUGUCCUACCAGCCCGAGGAGCUCGAGUGGGACUCGCCGCAUCGCACCAACCAGCAGCAAUGCUACUGCUACUGCGGCGGGCCUGGAGAGUGGUACCUGCGGAUGCUGCAGUGUUACCGGUGCAGGCAGUGGUUCCAUGAAGCUUGCACCCAGUGCCUCAAUGAGCCUAUGAUGUUUGGAGACCGGUUCUACCUGUUCUUGUGCUCCGUGUGUAAUCAAGGCCCAGAGUAUAUCGAGAGGCUGCCCCUGCGAUGGGUGGACAUAGUUCACCUGGCCCUCUAUAACCUGGGAGUACAGAGCAAGAAGAAGUAUUUUGACUUUGAGGAGAUUCUGGCCUUUGUCAAUCACCACUGGGAGCUCCUGCAGCUUGGCAAGCUCACCAGCACCCCUGUGACAGAUCGAGGACCGCAUCUCCUCAAUGCUCUCAACAGUUACAAAAGUCGGUUCCUGUGUGGCAAGGAGAUUAAGAAGAAGAAGUGUAUCUUCCGCCUGCGCAUCCGUGUCCCACCCGCCCCUCCAGGAAAGCUGCUUCCCGACAGGGGGCUGAUGCCAAGUGAGAGAGGGACCUCUGAGCUGCUCCGGAAGAGAGGAAAGAGCAAGCCUGGUUUGCUGCCUCAUGAAUCCCAGCAGCAGAAAAGGCGAGUCUGUAGAAGAAAAAGAUCAAAGUUUUUGCUGGAAGACGCUAUUCCCAGUAGUGACUUUACUUCCGCCUGGAGCACCAACCACCACCUGGCCAGUAUAUUCGACUUCACCCUGGAUGAAAUUCAGAGUUUAAAAAGUGCCAGCUCGGGCCAGACCGUCUUCUCGGACGUGGACUCCACUGACGCGGCCAGCACCUCGGGCUCUGCCUCCACCAGCCUCUCCUAUGACUCCAGAUGGACGGUAGGCAGCCGCAAGAGGAAGCUGGCAGCCAAAGCAUACAUGCCCCUGCGGGCAAAGCGCCAGGCGGCCGAGCUGGAUGGACGCUGCCCCUCAGACAGCAGUGCAGAGGGAGCUCUGGGCCCUGAGCCCCCAGACGAAGGCAUUGACAGCCACACGUUGGAAAGCAUCAGUGAAGAUGACUCCUCCUUGUCCCACCUCAAGUCAUCUAUCACCAACUACUUUGGUGCAGCUGGACGGUUGGCCUGUGGGGAGAAGUAUCAAGUGUUGGCUCGGAGGGUCACGCUAGAGGGCAAAGUUCAGUACCUGUUGGAAUGGGAAGGGACUACCCCUUACUGAUUACCCCUCAGGAGCUGUCUAGAUCCCUGGAAACCAAAGGAGGGGCAGACGAAGCCAUUGGCUCCCUGUUUUCUCCCUGCUGGGGUGGUGGAGGGAAGCAGGACAGGGCCGGAAGGGCCUGGCUAUCUGCCCUGCCUGCUGCCCGCCAGGCCAAGGCCUGCGUGCUGCUGUACUGAUUGAUUGCCUGUGUCCAGACCCCGCUGACUUUCUCAUUGUCCAUACACUCCGUAGCCCUCAAACUGUUUGUUAGUCCCUCUGGUUCCAAGGUACCCUGGAUGUGACCCUUCAUGACCCUGAGGCCUGAAUCUGAUUUUUACGAUGCCCAGUUCUAUGUUUUUAACCCUCCCGGGUGCGCUGUGUCACCACCCGUCCCCCUCAUGCACAUUCCGUCUGUUCCGCACUGGACAGCCUUCACUGGGGCCACAGCGUGAGAGAGGAACCCCACACUGAGGGUCUUCUACUUUCUCACCGACACCCCCAAUGCCGGGAAGGUAGGGGUGUCUGACCCUGGGGAGUGAUGAGCUGGGUCUCUGCUGAAGGAACCAGCAUCAGGGUCCUUUACUGAUGCUCACAGGAAAGACCACAGGGUCCCAGAGGUUUGUCUCCAGCAAUAACCCUUCACUGUUGUCAAGGAGUGGAGCCUGGCCUUGUUCUUAAACACUUAGACCUCAAAGGAAAUGAUGGGGAGCGAAGCCAGGUCAGACUAAAUUCCAGACCCAUCAUAGUCUAACACCAUACCACUGUGUGGACGGACACACACACACACACACACACACACACACACACACACACACACACACCAGUCACAUUCCCUCUGGGUACCCUGGUUCCUGUCCUUGGCCUCUUCCAGGGAUACAUGCUGCAAUUAAAUGUGAAAAACAAACUCUUGCCCUCUGGCUAUAAACCAGCCUUGACCCCCACAGAGAAGCACAAAAGACACCCCUCUCCUGGAGAGCACCCGCCUCACUCUGUAACUGACAAUCACUUUGGGGACAGGCUGGGGUUUUUCAAGGACCUGACUCAUUCCCUCCCUUCAGAAAGGAAGUCUUUGUCCUUGAUGGUAGUAAAUAGAACCCUUAAAAUGGACAAACAGCCCCAUCUGGAGAGAAACCAAAGUUAGGAGGUAGGCAAGGAGCCCUUAAGUGGCCUGCAGAAGUAUUAGAAACUGACUGACUUGUUGGAAAGCAGAAAGAAGUGCCUUUGGGGUGGGAGGCAGGGGCAGCAGACUGGGACCAGUCCCCUGACUGCUGCUGUGACUUUAGCAGGGUUUUGCAGGCUGCCAGUCAGAAGGAGGAGAUGGGCAGCAUGGGAGCAUCAGACCUAUAUUAGAGGGGCAGAUAUUUCCAUGACGAGGCCUGACCCCUCCACAUCUGUCUGAGAGCACUCAGGGGGUCCCAGGAGUAGGUUAGAUGGCCCUUGCCUUAAACCAACUGUAGUGCCUUACAAAGGGGUAGCGCCUCUCACUCUGGACACAGCCGCCCAUUUCCUCCUGCUUCCCUGUCUUGUCUCAGGCAAGGAUGAGCAGAUGGCACUGGUCCCCAUUCUCAGUCUCCCAGCUGCUGCCACUGAGAUACCCAGGUGGGGCCAGGUGAAGGAGAGUUGGGAAGCCAACUCCCAGGCCAGCAGGAGUGUGGGAACUGGGGUCAAUUUGUGGCUUCCUGUUGGCCUCAGCGAGCAUGCCAACCUCCAACAUCUGCUUUCCAGGCUGCUCAGAGAACCAGAGAGCAAGGCUGGCUGUCUGCCUUCCCCUGCUGGGUCUGAGGGGCAGGAGAGGAGGUGCUUGUUCCAUUGGGAAACUGGGCACAAGGCCUGAGCAGGUCACCUGACCCCUCAUACCAGCAUUUCACUCCCACAGAUAAUGGCUGCAUUACUGGCAACUGACAGUAUAACCCUGUGCACCUUUGAAAAGAUUUUGGUUUUGAAUUGCUGCUUUUAAUAUUUGUUAUAUUAAAAUUAUAAUUGUUGUCUGGUU